Cuscuta campestris is the source of this 4195-nucleotide messenger RNA. The record is from the annotation of a GenBank genome assembly. NCBI's taxonomy places the organism in Eukaryota, Viridiplantae, Streptophyta, Magnoliopsida, Solanales, Convolvulaceae.
CUCAUUUUCAUGCAUUCAAAAGAAACGAAAAAGUUUUAAAUUUGUAACAAAGUCUAUUCACCCGCCCUCUAGACUUUGUAUCUCACCAGUUUGGGACCACCAAUUGGUAUCAGAGCAAACUUCUCACUAUCUACAUUUAGAUUAACGAGAAGCGAUCAUAAUGGUGAACAAUAUGGAUCACGAUAUGCCCAUGUUUUCUCUUCUAGGUUAUGAUGAUUGGAAGAUCAUGAUGGAAGCACACCUUUAUGCUCUACAUGACUGCAUGUGGAUGGUGCUUGAAGAUGGACCCUUGAAAAUCCAAAUGGAGAAUCCUGAGAGGAAUUCAUCCAAUCCAGAUGUAGUCCAGUACAUUCCAAAGCCCAAGGAGAAAUGGGAUGAUAGAGAUUGCAAGAAGCACAAUCUGGAGAUUUGGCAAGAUCUUGGGAAGCUGUGUGAGGGAUCAGAGGAUCUAAGAAAGCUGAAGAUAGAAGUUCUGCUUGAGAAGUUCAAAAGCUUCAAAAUGCUUCCCGGAGAAUCAUUUGAUAUGUUGGAUGAAAGAUUCCACAAAAUUUUGAAUGAUCUUGCAUCACUUAACCACGUUCUCUCCCCCAAAGAAAAGAAUGUAAGGGUAUAUCUUCGCAAGACCAAUAUUGCUACUGCACUCGUGUUGGCUUUGUUGUUCCUUCGAAGGGUAUAUCUUCGCAAGACCAAUAUUGCUACUGCACUCGUGUUGGCUUUGUUGUUCCUUCGAAGGAAGCUUGGCCAUUGGAAGUCAGUAUGCCCGUACCCAAAAGUGGAGAAGUACGGAGAAAGAGAAAGGAACGAGAAGAAGAAGAAGGCAAUGGUUGCAGCUGAAAGUGACGAGUCAUCCAGCUCAAGCACGGAUGAAGAAGCUCUCGUCUGCAUGGAGCACAGAGCUGAGAAGUCAAACCAUGAGGAUCGGUGGACUAACAUACCAACAUCUGAAAGUCUUUUUGACAAGUUCAAAAAGAUGAUGAAAGAUUUUGAGGAAAUAUAUCUCAAACACUCAUCCAUAACAGAGGAGAACAAGCUGUUGAGUGAAAAGAAUCUCAAGUUGACUGAAGGUCGGAAGAGUCAACUAAGUGAGAUUACUCAACUCAAGGCUGAAAAUGAAUCUCUCUCUGAUAAGGUGAAAUCCCUUAACAAGGAGCUAGGGAUACUUAAGUCCAAAGAAGCAGUGGAUAAGCUUCUUGAAACGACCAAACAUAAGGGUCGCAAAGGACUUGGGUUUGACUCCUCUAGUUCUAAAAGGAAAGGGAAAACAACUUUCAUCCCUCCUAAACCUACUGCCAAACAAAAUAAGUCGAAAGGAAAGGAAAAGGAGAAACCAACAGAAGUUCCCAAAAAGAACGAUCUUCUCACUUCUUUUCACCAACCACCCGUAAUAAUUAUUAUGGAUAACCCAAGUGGUUAUUACGAUCCGCCUUCUUUCUACCAAUCACCCAACCGCCCUCCGUACCAAACCCAUUCACCUUACCACCCACAUAAGAACCCAUAUGAUGAUGACUACCAAGUCGACAAUGGGUCUGACUACUAUCCCUACCAUGAGGAACCACCAUGUGAUACCCCGUCUAGAAACUUUGGAUAUUCUCCAUACCAAAAUUUUGAUGGGGAUAAUUAUUAUGAACCUCAUGGAGAUAACAAUGACUAUGACCAAUAUGGGCCAAUGCACGACAAUCAAUCUGAUCCACUCGUCGAAGAAAUCAUAAGAUUAGAACAGAAGAUCUUCUAUUUCGACGAAGUUUCAUUUGCUGAAGGCUCCUGGUACGAACCACCUUACUGUCGUGACUACACCUUGUUUGCUGAAGAACAAAUUGAAGCAAACAAGGUGGCAAUUCGAGAAAGAGCAAAACUUCUUGAAUCAGUCCGGAAGGAAAAGGAAUUCGAAAGGAGAUUACACGAAGGAUCAAAAUUGAUGCAGAAAAUGAUGAAUGACUUCCAAAGAGAGAGACUAGAAGCUGAGGCUAAAGCUGAUAAAUUAGUCAAUGAUCUCUUUCUAGAAGAUUCACCCAGUUCUACAUCGUCACAAAAGCCCAAGAGCAUAACAACUCUUGCUGAGGCUACUGUGGUGAUGUUACCCGAAUACCCUCCAAGCCAAGUCUCAACCGGCACAGUCGUACAGAAGGUGGAACCAACUGAGGGACCUGACUCAGAACCACCUAUGCUUAUUCAAGAACAGAAGGAGGAGGAAGUUUUGCCUAUGGCAAUAAAUGACCAUAUCCUUAAUUGUGUUGAAGACACGCCUCCAGAGGAACAUGUUCUGGAGGAAAUGCCUCAUCGUCCUUCUUACCCUACUGUGGACCGUAAUGAGGUCCAACUGAUUGAUGCUGCUUCUAGGACGAGUUUGAUCACUGCUGAUACCACAUUUUCCUUCACUCUUGCGGGCCAGUCGUUUCAGUUGACAGUGAGAAAGAUGGGUGUUCGUCUCGGGAUCUACACCCAGGAGGAGACCGAGCAGCCUGAGUUCUACGACGAUCCCUUUUGUCUUCCCGCAGAUUUUGAUGCUAUAGCUUUCUGGAGGGAGCACUCAUCUGACGACAAGGAGUUUGUGAACAAGAAGACUCAAACAGAUGAUGCAGAGAGCCCAUUCAUGCAGCUCUACUUUGACUGGAGAGCUUGGAAGGAUGGAAACUCAGCACAACAGUUGUUGGGAUGGGACCAACAACUGAAAAAUGAGAAGAUAAUCAAGAAAUGUUUGGGUCUGCCAGUCAAUCAUUGCUGUGAGCAAAUUCUGGAUGUUGACUGGGUGUGGCAAAGAAACUAUGAAGAUUUGCAUCUGGAACACUUGGCCACCUCACCAGUCUUAGAAUUUGAAGUGGAUGAUAAGGAUCCUGCAGUCUACAGGCCAAUCUUUUCAAAGGCAACAGAAGAUCAGAUGGUACUCACCACUGAAGCACAAGCUGAUAUGGAAGCAACAACAGAGGACUUCCAAGUCUUUCCGGAAAACUUCCAUGCUUUUGAAACUGUUCUGCCUGAAGCUUCAGUAGAGAAUCUGGAGAAGUCCACUCCUCCAGAGACAACUGCAUAUAAAGCUCAAGAAAACCCAGCUGUAGAAGUCCAGAGGAGUUCUGCAGAAGCUGAAAUAGCCACACUGGAAGCCACUGAAACUCCAGUCGCUAUUUUUGAGCAACAAUUUGAAGAUGAAGAAAGAGAUUCCCUCUCCAGUGACAUCUCAAACUUUGUGAUUGAUGAGGAAGAGUCUGAAAAGACACUGAGGAUUGAUGAUGAAGAAGCUGAGCAAGGAGAUGCUGAAUCCCUCCCUAUGCAACUCUUCCACAAAGUACCUUCUUCACAUCAGGUAAUAAACUUUCACUUCCACAGCUCUUCCACAUCCACCCUUCCGGAUGAGAUUCCGGAAACCUGGACAAGAAAGGUCCAAGGGUUGAUUGAAUCGGCCCUAGAGUCUCAGCAUGCCUCUUUUAGGCAAGAGAUAGAACAAAUGGAAGUUAGGCAUAACAAGUUGAUAGAAAAAUCCGAAGAAAAACAUUGCUCAGAUCUCAAGGAGAUAAGCAAAUCGGUGGACAAGACUCUAGAGAUCAUUUCUCUUUUGAGUAACUCUAGGGAAGCAUUCAAGCUGUUCAGGCAUUUUGGGACCUACACUGGCAAACGCAAGCUAGAUGUAAUUGUCCAACACAAUAGUCCAUCCCUGAUUCCACAGCUUCCUAUUGAAGUCAAGAAAGGAGAACUCACAUACAUUCCAUCUCAUCUGAACAUGACGGAAUUAAUACUUGAAGCCCAGCAGAGCAAUCCGGAGAACUCAACGCAGCAUCUGACAGACACUGGUCUUGAUGGAACAGAAGCUAUAGGAACCAUUGCCUCUCACUUCUCAAAUGAUGCUCAAACUAAGGAAAGAUACAACAACCUCAGGCGCAUCAAAGAAGAGUGUGGAAUCAUGCAAGGCAUUGGUGAGACUGCCGGAUCAUCCAAGCACAAGAAGCAGUGAAGGCUCUUUUCAUCAAACCAGGGGGAAGUAUGUGAAAACAUUAUUUUGUUUUUAUGAAAACACCUUCUUGUUUAAACAUGAGUUUUGGUUUAAACAUUGCUUAAUACUUCUCUUAAUUAUGCUUAUUAUGCUUGAUCAUAUUCAUUCUAAGUAUAAUUUUUGAGCGCAUACAUUCAGGGGGAAUUUAAUUCAGGGGGAACUUAACUAUUUUUGGCUAACAAUUGUUUUUGGUAAUAAACUAUUGAUGAAUGC